This is a messenger RNA of Pseudo-nitzschia multistriata, 1153 nucleotides long. The record is from the annotation of a GenBank genome assembly. NCBI's taxonomy places the organism in Eukaryota, Bacillariophyta, Bacillariophyceae, Bacillariales, Bacillariaceae.
CGGACCGUGGCUGGUUCUCUGUCUCCUCCUCCUCCUCUUGGUUGUGUUCUUGUCCUUGUCGCACCGGCAAUGCGCUUGCCCUUCCCCCGGUCGUCCCCUCCGCCACCGCUUGCCCGGUCCCCCCGGGUGGGGGCCUUUGGAUGGAUCCCCGCAGCAGCAACAGCGACAGCGACAGCAGCAGCGACGGCACUCUUGCUCUUUGUUCGGGCGGGGACCGCAAGCGGGCUGUCCCCCCACCAAGCCGCCGCUUCCUACGCGGAGGCCCGCAGGGUCCGGGCGCUCGAGGGACCUUCUGCUGCGGUAGCUCUCUAUCGAAGCCUCCUCGACCGCUACCCGGGGGACGCUACGGCGGCGGCGAGGAUCGCCGCCGAUCCUUACCAGGCCUCGAAACACGACCGCCUCGGGAGGGGGGGGAGCCCCCGUGAGCGAAGGGAAGCCACCCGCUUCCUGCAAGAAUCCUUUGGCUUCGAAAGGGAAUCCGUUGCCGGCCUGGUGUUUGCGGGCCCGGUGCCGGGGAACGGCAACGGCAACGGCGACAGCAACAACGACGACGACGGCAACGGCAAGUGCGGACACGAAUCGCAGGGGCCGACCCUAGACCACCGGCUCUUCCGCGCCCUGCGGUCGUCGGCCCCGCUCUACCUAAAGGCACGGGGAGCCGGGACCGUUGUGCCCCCGCUCCCGGCCACCCCCCUGGAGGCCUGCGUCCAGCUCUUCCUCAUGGGGGUCUCCCUCCCGACGGAAACCUGCAAGGAGCUCCUGGGCCGCCGCUUUGUGGAGCUCGCGGAAACCCUGGGGCUGGCCUUUACGACCGGGGGCGGCGGCGCAGAAGCAGGCGCAGAAGCAAGCGGCGAACGGGCACCGGACCCUGCCGGGAGCUGGUUCGUGCCGUACGCACACGUCUUCCCGGUUUCGAUCGGGGACAAGACCCUGUACCUGGCAACGGAUUUGCAUCCAACCGUUCUCUCCUCGACGACCGUCGGGGGGAGCGGUAGCACGCCCGGCGGCAGUGGCGGAAGCACGGAAGACGGCGCCGUGAUGUACAUUGGACCCGAUUCAUUGUGAGUCUUCCGAGCACCGUGUACGCAUUGAGUGGUUGGAGACGAAAAUUCGAGAGGUUGCAACAAAAAAAGAAGAAACAGCAAUGCGAUUU